CUUCUGUUUUCAUUCAUUCUCCGUAUUUUAUCCGGCUUUUUAUUUUUUCGUGCUCUCACUGCUUUAAUCGGCUCGGCUCGAGCGCCAACGUUCCUGGUGAUGAAUUUGUCGUGACAUUAAACCGGAGAUUGAUGACGGUGAUGAGUUGAGAGGCUUCAGCUGGAAGUCGGGGAGAUGAUGGAGGAAGACAGCCGACCUCUGCUGAGCUCAGGCUACACCGGAGAGAGUUACUCACACAGAGGCUCCACAGACUCUCUGGACUUCAAGCCUAAAAGGCCUUUCCACGUGGAGCCCAGGAACAUUGUGGACGAUGACCCACAGGAGAGAGUCUCGGCUGAAGCUGCCAUCCUCAACAGCAGACUCCAUUACUACAGCAGACUGACAGGCUCCUCUGACCGGGUCUUGAGUCCCCCAAACCAUGUGAUACCACAGCCAGAGGAGAUCUACAUCUACAGUCCACUCGGUACUGCGUUCAAGAUUGCAGACAGUGAGCAUGCCAGUAAAAACCCCAGCAUCAUCACCAUCUUCGCCAUCUGGAACACAAUGAUGGGUACAUCCAUCCUCAGCAUACCGUGGGGUAUCAAACAGGCAGGUUUUACUCUGGGGAUCAUCAUCCUCGUCUUCACAGGCCUGCUCAUGCUGUACUGCUGUUACAUUGUCCUCAAAUCACCCAAACAAAUAACCUGUAAGAACACAUCCGACUGGGAAUUCCCUGAUGUUUGUAGGCACUACUUUGGAAAGUUUGGUCAGUGGUCCAGCUUGGUCUUCUCCAUGGUGUCACUUAUUGGAGCCAUGGUCGUCUACUGGGUCCUCAUGUCCAACUUCCUCUACAACACUGGACAGUUUAUCUACAACUACGCUCAUAAUGUCAACAUGUCAGACUCAGAGUUUGGGACCAACGGCUCAGAUAGAGUUAUCUGUCCGUACCCGGACACGAAGCCUGGAGGGAACGACUCCACCAUCACGUUGUGCCUCAGCAGCGGUGGAGGUAAUUCCUCUGACUCCAGCUCCUUUGAGCACUACUGGAGUAAAAGCAACACCAUCCCCCUGUACCUCAUCAUCCUGCUGCUGCCGCUGCUCUGCUUCCGAUCAGCAUCCUUCUUUGCAAGGUUCACUUUCCUGGGCACCAUAUCUGUUGUCUACCUGAUUGUUCUGGUCACCAUCAAAGCUGUUCGGCUCGGCUUCCACCUGGAGUUUCACUGGUUUGAUGCUGCGCAGUUCUACGUUCCAGAAUUCAGACUGCUGUUUCCUCAGCUGACUGGUGUCCUCACGUUGGCCUUCUUCAUCCACAACUGCAUCAUCACGUUAAUGAAGAGCAACAAAAAUCAAGAGAAAAAUGUACGGGACCUGUCGGUGGCAUAUCUUCUGGUUGGGCUGACGUAUCUGUAUGUGGGGGUUUUGAUCUUUGCUGCCUUUCCCUCACCUCCUCUCUUCAAAGACUGCAUUGAACCAAACUUCUUGGACAACUUCCCGAGCAGUGACGUGAUGGUGUUUGUGGCUCGGACCUUCUUGCUGUUCCAGAUGAUCACCGUCUACCCCCUGCUGGGAUACUUGGUACGGGUCCAGAUUAUGGGACAGAUCUUUGGAAAUCAUUACCCCAGUUUCUUUCACAUUUUUGCUCUGAACAUCGUAAUUGUUGCAAGCGGUGUUCUCAUGGCCAAGUUUUAUCCCAACAUUGGAUCCAUUAUACGAUUUUCCGGAGCUACGUGUGGACUGGCUCUAGUGUUUGUAUUUCCUGCUUUAGUCCACAUGAUCUCUCUGAAACAGCACGGGAAGCUGAGCUGGCUGUCGGCUUGCUUCCACAGCUUCCUCAUCCUACUGGGCAUCGCCAACCUUGUCGCUCAGUUCUUCAUGUAAGCAGGGGUCAGUUACCAAAGAUGGAGACAUGAAGAUGAAGAUGAAGACUCCAUCCAGCCAGAUCAAUGUCUGCUAUUAUUAGAUCAGAUAUGGCUUUUCUACAUUAGGACAAGUGAUUGUGUUAUAGGAUAAAAACAGCAAUCUUUUUUUUCUCUUUUAUUAAUUUCAUACAAAUCAACCUUUUUUUCUUCAUUUCUGAUUAAAUCUUGGAGAUGGUUUCCCAUGAUGCUGCUAAUCACCUAUAUACAACCGGUUUAGUCAUGUCUACUCCUAACACCUUCAGAUCAAUAAAAGCCAGUGUUAUAAGGACACCUGA
Messenger RNA from Melanotaenia boesemani (Boeseman's rainbowfish), 2173 nucleotides. It is a transcript of the gene slc38a9, whose product is annotated as solute carrier family 38 member 9. The coding region runs from base 175 to 1857 and encodes 560 amino acids. Gene Ontology annotation, biological process: amino acid transmembrane transport. The transcript has 15 exons. The record is from RefSeq and is a predicted model, not a curated record. NCBI's taxonomy places the organism in Eukaryota, Metazoa, Chordata, Actinopteri, Atheriniformes, Melanotaeniidae. Gene Ontology annotation, molecular function: amino acid transmembrane transporter activity.